This is a messenger RNA of Lucilia sericata (common green bottle fly), 2376 nucleotides long. Its product is annotated as TOM1-like protein 2. Gene Ontology annotation, molecular function: phosphatidylinositol binding; clathrin binding; ubiquitin binding. Gene Ontology annotation, biological process: signal transduction. NCBI's taxonomy places the organism in Eukaryota, Metazoa, Arthropoda, Insecta, Diptera, Calliphoridae. The record is from RefSeq and is a predicted model, not a curated record. Gene Ontology annotation, cellular component: membrane; endosome.
UUGUUUUGUGUAGUCAUUCUGAAAAAAAUACUUCACUGUGAAAAAGUGAAUACGGAAAAUUUUAUUACAGAGGAGAAAAAAAAACAUAAAAGUGUUAAAUUAAGUGUAAAAAUUAUAAAUAAUUUGUAAAAAUUAUUACAAAAUAAAGCAAAAAGUUUAAUUCUUAAAAAACAAAAGAAAUUAUAUGUCAUUCUUAAAAAUAUAAGUGUUAAUUUGUAGUCUAAAAAAAAAACAAACCCAAAAAAGACACAAAAAAUGGCUUCAUUUUUUAAUGUGGGUACCAACCCAUUUUCUACGCCUGUUGGCCAAAGGAUUGAACAAGCCACCGAUGCAUCUUUAGCAUCUGAAAACUGGGCUCUCAAUAUGGAAAUCUGCGAUAUGAUCAAUGAAUCUUCCGAUACAGCACGUGAUGCCAUGAAAGCCAUACGUAAACGUUUACAACAGAAUGCUGGUAAAAAUAAUCAAGUCAUUAUGUUUACCCUGAUUGUCUUAGAGACUUGUGUUAAGAAUUGUGGCAAAGCGUUCCAUGUGCUAGUGGCUCAAAAAGACUUUAUACAAGAAUUGGUUAAAUUGAUAGGUCCGAAAAAUGAUCCACCCAUGGUGGUGCAGGAAAAAGUACUCAGUCUUAUACAGACUUGGGCAGAUGCGUUUAAAAAUCAACCAGAUUUGAAUGGGGUAACACAAAUGUAUACCGAACUAAAGAAUAAGGGUAUUGAAUUCCCACAGCCAGAUGCUGAAAAUAUGGCUCCCAUAUAUACACCUCAAAGGAGUGUUCCCGAGCAGCCACCACCUCAGGUUAUGAGUCAACCUGCUGCUGUAUCACCACAACAUCCCAUUAUGACCGGAGCAGCUUUACCGGCUGCUGGUCCCACACAACUCUCGGCAGAACAAAUUGCUAAAUUACACUCUGAAUUGGAAAUUGUAUCGAUGAACAUGUCGAUUUUAGGUGAAAUGUUGACAGAACAACCGGGCCAAGAGGAACCGGAUGAUUAUCAAUUACUCAAUGAUUUAACAGCUACAUGCAAAGAAAUGCAAUCACGUAUUGUUGAUCUAAUUGGUCGUGUUACCGAUGAUGAACUGACCGCUGAAUUGCUACGCAUCAAUGAUGAGUUAAACAACUUGUUCUUGCGUCAUCAACGUUAUGAGAAGAAUCGUGCCAGUCACACUGGUGUCACUUCACCAUCAGCAGUUUUAGGCGCUGCCAUUGGUAUACCACCACCAUCGAAUGCAGCUACGGUUGGUGCAGCUGCUGCAGGUGGUGCUGCCGCCGCUGAAUCACCAAAAUUAUUAGAUUUUCCCGAUAGUAAUAAAGAUGAUUUGUUAAAUAGUUUUAGUCGUUUAGGUGUCAGUAAUACAACGAAACCAACAGCCAAGGAUGCCGAUGAAUUUGAUAUGUUGGCACAAUCUCGCACUAAUGGCAACAACAAAAGUGAUUUAUUAAAAGACAUUCCAACAUUGGACGCCACCGCUGGCAGUUUGGGAUCACCCUUUAAACGUCCCGGCAACAAUAUGCCGGUGCCUGCUAAAGAAAAUGAGAUCGAUGAGAUGGAAGAAUGGUUAGGCAGCUCUAAAGAGAUUGAGGGUCUAGAGGAAACGGUAACCAGCUCAGAAUUUGAUAAAUUUCUUGAAGAACGAGCUGCUGCGGCCGAAAAUCUUCCCACUAUACAAGCCACUAAUAAUUUAGAUAAUGCUCAACAGCUUACAGCAACAGCGGAUAAAAAUAAAUCGAAAAAAGCCGAAGAAGAUCUACUAUUACUUUGAGCUUAUGGUUGUUGGAGUAUUUAUAUAAUUUGUUGUUAAAAUUUCUACUUUUAUUAACUACUUCGUCUGAAAAGAAAAGAAAAAAAACCUCAUCAAUGAAAGGAAAACAACCAACACACAUUAUUAUAAUAUUAUUAAAAUAAUAUUGGCUUUAAUUGUUUAUUUACUAAAUGUCUAAUUCAAAAUACAACAACAAGUAAUAGAUAAAACGAUAACUCGAUAAACGAUAAACAAUUUAUUUAUACAUACAUAUAUAUAUCUAAUGAUAAAAAACACUCUAACAUUACUAAUGAUAUAGAAAAACUAACAAAAUAAAAAAAUAAUUAAAAAAAAGUAUUGCUCUUAUAUAUACACACACACACCCACUUAACUUUAACUUAUUUCAUUAAAAAAAGCGUAAAAACUAAAGUAAAAAAUAAACACACAACAACAGCCAACAACAACACACUUUUUUAUAUGUUUAAAUGUGUUUUAAAACUAAUAAUUUUUGUGUAAAACUUUAUUGUAUAUCAUUGUUUACAAAUUAUGUUUAACUUUAUUAAUUUUAUAUCAGAAACAAAUUUAAAUAAUUCCCUUUAUGGCUUUAAAUUAACUUUAUAUUAAACUAAAAAAAAA